Molecule: messenger RNA, 426 nt
Organism: Ananas comosus (pineapple)
Lineage: Eukaryota; Viridiplantae; Streptophyta; Magnoliopsida; Poales; Bromeliaceae
Product: transcription repressor OFP17-like
Exons: 1
Coding region: 4-420 (138 amino acids)
Biological process (GO): negative regulation of DNA-templated transcription
Source: RefSeq, a predicted model, not a curated record
UCCAUGCGGUCGGAAGAAACAAUUGACAAAAUCGGCGAAUUGCCGAGUAUGUCGAUUGAACGGGUGCAGGCGCCACUCCCCUCGCCCGUAACGCCUGCAUAUAUCAAGAUGGUGUGUUCACGGAGGGAGAGGGAGGGGGGCAUGGAGGCACACGACGAGGUCGAGGAGGCGUGUCGGAGCUUUGAGAACUACUUGAUGGAGAUGUUGGUGGAGGAGAGGGAGGUGAGGGAUUUGAUGGACGUCGAGGAGCUUCUCGAUUGCUGGGAUAGCUUGAAGUGUCCCGAGUUUAUCGAGUUGGUGUGUAGAUUCUAUGGAGAGCUGUGCAAGGACUUGUUCUCAAGUGAUCUGCCGUCUGAGGCGGCGGCAACGGCAACGACGGCAAAUGAGAAUGCAGCUGAUAAGAAAUUGAUAGAGAAAUGACGCACU